Messenger RNA from Peronospora matthiolae, 756 nucleotides. The record is from the annotation of a GenBank genome assembly. Lineage: Eukaryota; Oomycota; Peronosporomycetes; Peronosporales; Peronosporaceae.
AUGGCCGUGCUACCAGAGAUGUCGGCGACUACGGAAGAAGUUACGAUUGAGGACAUUCAGAUCGGUGAUCCCGAUGUGCCUCUCACCACAGAUCAACAACGGCUCAGAUCGCUGAUCUGGAAGAGCCGUCACCUCCUCAUGGGUAAAGGUAAUGCUCUACCACCAGCAGCACGAGGCGCGAUCUGUGAUAUUGAUGUCGAUGGGGCAGCACCGAUAGCGCAAAGAGUGCGUUCGGUCGCACCCAAAUAUCGGGAGAAGCUGUCAGAUCUCGUCAAAGGACUAUUAGCAGCCAAAAUCGUUCAGCCAUCCACGUCACCUUGGGCGUCUCCGAUAGUGGUGAUCAUCAAGAAGAACGGAGUGGAUAUUCGCCUUUACAUUGAUUAUCGAAGAGUUAACCAGCUGACGCGUCUGAUGGUUUAUCCCAUGCCGUUGAUCAGCGAUCUGUUGGAAGAUCUAAAUAAAGCUCUAUGGUACUGUUCGCUAGACAUGGCUAGUGGAUUUUGGGUCGUCGAAAUGACUGAACGAGCAAAACUGAUCUCAGCGUUUGUCACACCGUUUGGCUUGUUCGAGUGGCUGCGAAUGCCUUUUGGGCUUAAGAACGCGCCCCAGAUCUACCAACAUCUGGUGGACAAUGCGUUGUAUGGAUAUCUCAAGAUCGGUCAGAGAUCAGCCUCUGAUGGCCCGAUCGACGUGUUCAAAGAUGGAGAGCCUGAGACAGAUCUGUUGACGGUCAUCGGUUUCUACCAGUAUUGGUAA